Molecule: messenger RNA, 1598 nt
Organism: Polypterus senegalus (gray bichir)
Lineage: Eukaryota; Metazoa; Chordata; Cladistia; Polypteriformes; Polypteridae
Gene: creb3l3l
Product: cAMP responsive element binding protein 3-like 3 like
Exons: 9
Coding region: 129-1226 (365 amino acids)
Biological process (GO): regulation of transcription by RNA polymerase II
Cellular component (GO): nucleus
Molecular function (GO): DNA-binding transcription factor activity, RNA polymerase II-specific; RNA polymerase II cis-regulatory region sequence-specific DNA binding
Source: RefSeq, a predicted model, not a curated record
UCGCUUUUUAAUGACGUAAUUUUUGUCUUGUUGGAAGGUAAUUUCUUCAGGAAAAGAAAGUUCGUUCGACAAGACUGGUGAGGCUGGUAGAUUGACUGCCCUUACAGCUACUCCGACUGUCUAUUAAGAUGUCCUCUGAUGAAGACUUCAAUAUGGAAACCACAGACCUCUUGUCACUACUUUUUGAAGAUGGACACGCAGAAGAUGAUGCCUUUGCUGAUGGAACCAGACUUAUGCAGGAAUGGGGUCUUUCAGAACAAGAUAUGCUAAAUGAUAAUGAAACUGAAGAGUUUCUAAACUCCAUUUUGGGCCCUUUUGAAGAGGAUAUGACACCAGUGCACUCUUGGUCACCUUUGGGUAGUGACAGUGGGAUAUCGGAGGACAACAAUAACUGCCAUAGCCCAUCAAGCAGUGAUAUCACCCUGUCACCUAACGUGAAAUUCCCUGAUCAGGCUGACAGCCCUGAAUUUCAGACUGCCUAUGUAUAUGAUAUAAUACAGAGUGACCAUAACUACUCCCUCCAGGAGGGGGCUGAAGAUAAUGACUGCAUUCUGCACAGUGUGAGAACUGAGGAGCCCGAGAUAGAUGUCUCCAUUGACUUGGAAGACUGGAAUCCAGAAGAUAUAGCUGAAGAUCAGUUUUCUGAUAACCCAGUCACUCUUUCUAUAGAAGAUGUUGCACAUUCUGGUGGGUCAUAUCAGUUUAAGGAGCUGAUUUUGACAGAGGAGGAAAAAAGAAUUUUGGCAAAGGAAGGCGGAGUAUUACCAAGUCACAUGCCGCUCACAAAGGUUGAAGAGCGCCUGUUGAAAAGAGUAAGACGAAAGAUUCGCAACAAGCAGUCUGCGCAGGAAAGUCGUAAAAAGAAGAAACAGUAUGUUGAUGGCCUUGAGAGCAGAGUAACUGCUUGCACAAUUCAAAACCAGGAACUACAGAAGAAAGUCCAACAGCUACAGAAACAAAAUAUGACACUGAUUGAACAGCUCCGCAAACUUCAGGCAUUGGUGAAGCAGACCACCAUGAAAACGACGACGGCCAGCACUUGUAUAAUGGUAUUCCUGCUGUCAUUUUGCCUGAUUGUUUUUCCAAGUGUGAACCCCUUUGGUACAACCAACAUUCAGAAGGGACUCUAUACAACUUCAGGAGGUAAGGAGAGGCUUGCAUCACAUUUUCUGACUCAACUUUUACUAUUUGACACAUUAUGGAAUCCCACUUCCUAUCCUUAUUGAUAAGGAUACAUUUUAUUUAUACUCUAUAGCGCCUUUCCCAUGCUCAAGGCGCUCAGUGUAUUCAUUUCAUUUGUAAACCUUAAUCAGUCCACUGUAUUAACCUGGAGUACAAGAAGUGCCCUAGUUAGCCGUCGUCACUCGAGUAUUCAAAAUCAGGUUGCAACCUGCUCUCCAUUAAUCCAGGAUAUGAUGCAGUAGGCCAGAUUAGUCUGAUGAAUGAAGUGUAAAUAUGUCCCAACACUAAAAUGCAGCACUACUUAAUUGGGCUCCUUUAGACUUGCAGACAGCGUUUAUGGACUCCAGUGACAUACUGCAUGAUAGGACUUUAUGAAUUAUAGCCGUUCUUAAGUUUCCACUGUGACAUGGGUGGUA